Molecule: messenger RNA, 368 nt
Organism: Octopus sinensis (East Asian common octopus)
Lineage: Eukaryota; Metazoa; Mollusca; Cephalopoda; Octopoda; Octopodidae
Product: transcription factor COE3-like
Exons: 4
Biological process (GO): regulation of transcription by RNA polymerase II
Molecular function (GO): RNA polymerase II cis-regulatory region sequence-specific DNA binding; DNA-binding transcription factor activity, RNA polymerase II-specific
Source: RefSeq, a predicted model, not a curated record
CGUUUCCAGAGGAUGGUUGCGUUGCUUUAUCUGAGACCUUUUCUGGUCUCAAAUAUGCUCAUACUAUUUUGCUUCUGUUGGUAUUCCAUAGUGCUGACAUAGUCUUCAGUGCAAGUGAUUCCAAUUGCAGUGUGGGGUUGGGUCGAGCCCACUUCGAGAAACAACCACCUAGUAACCUGCGAAAGAGCAAUUUUUUCCAUUUUGUGCUCGCCAUGUACGAUCGCCAGGGCCAACCAGUCGAGGUGGAAAGGACAGCAUUCAUAGACUUCGUUGAAAAAGAUCAGGAAUCAGAUAGCCAGAAAACCAAUAAUGGAAUACAUUAUAGGUUACAGCUGUUAUAUGCUAACGGUGUUCGACAAGAACAGGAU